UCCGCGAGAGAAUUUUCCGAGACUGGGUACUCGUGUUCUUUAAAUUACGUAAAUUCAUGAAGGGGUGAAAAGGUUUUAAAGUGCUAAGGAUUUUAAGAGAUUACUGUGGGGAUAGAAGAAAACGGUUUAUAUCAUUGAGUGGUUGAGGUUAAUUCAAAUAACAUAGUUAUGUGAUUUAUCGAAAUGUCUUGAAAUACAGAUAAUGGUUGGACAUGGAGAUGCUCAUGGACACCAUAAACCUCCUUAUGUGGUUCCAAAUUAUGAAACUUUCAAAGUCGAAGACUGCCCCAAGUUAAUAAAACUUCAAGAACGAUUAGCGAAACAUGGACUCAAAGACCCUUGGGUGCGGAACGAAGUUUGGAGAUACACCAAGGAUUGGGGGACUUCUAGGAGUCGUGGUUUCGAGUUCUUUACUAGAGGACUUAAAUUCGGCUUUGCGGCGUUCCUGGUAACUAUCGGAAUUGAAUAUGCUUUGGGUUUAAAUGGUGAUAAGCACCAUGGAGAACAUGGUGAGUCCGAUAAACAUCAUUGAAUCUAAUGGAUCGUUUUGGGGUAUAGUUACGUUGUGUAGUCUUAUAUACGUGAUGAGUUGUACAGAAGGAAAACCGAAGCAGGAGCAAAUAAAUAUGUAAGAAAUA
This is a messenger RNA of Orussus abietinus, 638 nucleotides long. RefSeq names its product NADH dehydrogenase [ubiquinone] 1 beta subcomplex subunit 3 (gene ND-B12). Lineage: Eukaryota; Metazoa; Arthropoda; Insecta; Hymenoptera; Orussidae. The record is from RefSeq and is a predicted model, not a curated record. Bases 203 to 532 code for a protein of 109 amino acids. Gene Ontology annotation, biological process: electron transport chain; mitochondrial respiratory chain complex I assembly. Gene Ontology annotation, cellular component: mitochondrion. The transcript is spliced from 2 exons.